ACGCAGACGUCACUCCACCAGCACGCACGUCGCUGCGCUGCCAGCACGCGGUUUCAAAGAUCUGAAACUGGUGCCAUUUUGUGUCUCGUCAAAGGGGCCAAGUAACAAUUUUCAGCAAAAUAAAUGCACCCUAAUGGUGAACGAAGAGGGCAGUUUCAUGUGAGUCGCAUGCUGUCACAAUUAACACGAGGCCUUCUGACCAAUCCGUGUCUUUUUUUAUUUUUAUUAUAAAGGUGGGGCAUUUUCAGUAGCCUUGUUUAUUGGUGCCACAGAGUUUCCAAACUUGUCUUUGUUGGAUCUUUCAAGACAACUGGGAACUCGGGGAAAAAACUAGGUCAAAUCAUGGCGCCAGUGAUCUUCAGCUCUGAGUUCUAAGAAGAUGCCCGAGUUUCUGACUGGAAUUCCGAGUUGGAUGACCGUUCACAUCGAUUUUUCACAGUCGGGAGUGUUUUUUUUUAACGCGUUCCCAGUUGUCUAGAGCGCACUGACGUAGAAGAUUUCCGAGUUCCCACGUCGGAGUUGUUUUAGCGCAGCAUAUUUCCUUGAACAAGUAACGUUUUAUUCAAAGAAGAAACUUCGUGCUGGGCAAAUGGGUGCAGUAACUGAUGACGAAGUUAUUCGAAAACGUCUUCUCAUUGAUGGAGACGGAGCUGGAGACGACAGACGUAUCAAUGUUCUGUUGAAGAGCUUCACCAAAUGGUGCAAUUCAACUGGGUCUCCUGAAGAAGGAUUCACACAGUACCAGAGGAUGUUGGGUACAUUGGCACAAUGUGAAUUCUCAAUGGGGAAGACCUUGCUGGUGUAUGACAUGAACCUCCGGGAAAUGGAAAACUAUGAGAAAAUAUACACUGACAUUGAACAAAACAUCACAUCAGCACAUGAUAAAAUAUCAGAAUGCAAAAAGGAGAUCCAGAGGGCAAAGAGAAUACGAAAGAAUCGUCAAGAGUAUGAUGCACUGGCAAAGGUCAUCCAGCAACAUCCAGAUCGCCAUGAAACACUGAAGCAGUUGGAGGCACUUGACAAAGAGCUCCAGCAGUUGUCUCACAUCAAAGAGAAUGUGGAAGAUAAGCUGGAGUUGAGGAAGAAACAGUUCCAUGUGCUCCUCAGUACCAUCCAGGAACUACAGCAGACACUGGAGAAUGAUGAGAAGUCAGAGAAUGAUGAUGCUCAGGAAAGCUCCAUGGAGAAUGGAGAAUGAAUUCAUCUCGGCUGUCAAUGUAAUUUAGUUAGGUACAAUUUUUUUGAUAAUGCUUUGCAUUUGAACAAUGAAGUUUCACUUGAGUUGACAUUUUGUUUUUAUAAUACCUGUAUGUAUUUUUGCUGAAUAAAGUUGUCAAUUGCUCUUCCA
Molecule: messenger RNA, 1348 nt
Organism: Oncorhynchus kisutch (coho salmon)
Lineage: Eukaryota; Metazoa; Chordata; Actinopteri; Salmoniformes; Salmonidae
Gene: thoc7
Product: THO complex 7
Exons: 8
Coding region: 590-1198 (202 amino acids)
Biological process (GO): mRNA export from nucleus; mRNA processing
Cellular component (GO): THO complex part of transcription export complex
Source: RefSeq, a predicted model, not a curated record